GGGACAUAGAUAGAGACAAAACAGAUACCAUCAACAAUAGCUGCAAUGACAGAAAAGCAGUUACUAUGUGAAGGGAGAGGGAAGGAAGAAAAGGUGCUAGAGUUUCUGAUGAGUAGGCAUACACCACCAUAUCCAUCAGCCCUGUCUUCUCUUAAGCACGAAUAACCAGGGAUUUUGAAUACAAAAUCUGGCUUUAGCCAGGUUUCAGAUAGAGAAAAUAUAAAAGGAUUAAAAGUAUUUAUAAUAUGUAUAAUUUCAUGCUUUUUGUUUAUAAUACUGCGGCAAUUCCAUUGAACUAACUUGUCCAUGUUGGCCAUUAUUAAUAUUAGUAUAAGUACGAAUUAAAUUAGCAGCGUGGGACGGUAUAGAUAAAUUGGGUUCAGAAAGUAAUUUGAUCAAUAUAGUAAUUAACUCUGCUAUUGUCUGUUGUGAAUUUGCAUUAGACGAGGAUGGUAAUGCACAUCCAUUAGAAGGCUCUGGCAUAUUGUAGUCCCUUACAAGAGACUCAUGUGCUACAUGAUCAAAACCUUUACUGUGUUGAGGAGGAGUUCUGGGUUUAGUGAAGACUGUUUUUUUAUAAGAUAUUGUACGUGAGGAUGGUGAACCAGGCAAUACUGUAUUUCCACCAGGAACAGAUUUAGUUGGGAGAGAGGAUACAAUAUCAGCAAAUGAUUUAGAAAUGGGGGGAUGUAAUUUUGACGCUUCAAUAUAGGAUAAGCUAUUCUCUGCCAUUGUUACUUUAAUAUCUGUUUGUCUCACGUACUCUGGACACUUUUUGCUCGAAGCAAAGUGCAGCCCAGAACAUAAGCAGCAAGAUACACAGUCUUCCUCCACAUUACAAGUAUCUCCAGUGUGGCCCUGACCACACUUGAAGCACCUGGGCUUUGACCUACAUUGGACCUUGGUGUGCCCAAAGCGGCAACAAUUAAAGCACUGGAUGGUUGGGUAUAUAUACAAUUUAACAGGCAUAGAAUUAUAACACAUAAAUACACGUUUGGGCAAAACUUGUCCAUCAAAUGUAAACACGACUGUUUGCGAAGGUUUCCAUGUGGGUGUGUUGUUUAUCAUGACUUUAUAGUUUAGUCUUCUAAUUUUCAGAAUUUCCCCACACCCAAUGGGUACAUUAGUGUUCUGCAUAAUAUCUUCAGGGGACCACUCAGUUGGGACUCCCCUAACUAAACCCAUCCUCGUAAUGUUAAAAGUUGGGAUAAAAGCCUUCAUGUUGUUUGUAGCUAAGCAGUUUGAAGUGACAAAGCUGUUAGCGUCUGUAUAAUUAUUAAAAGAAAGUGUCAUUUUAUUUCGGCCAAUACGUUUCAAACUUCCGUUAACAAUAUUUUUGAAAAAAUUUUUUUUUAAAAAUCUGCCAAACACAACUGGGUGUAAUGUUGUACCAUCAUCAUCAGCAGACUGUAUUUUCUGCACGUGUACCACAAACGGGCCGUGGUCAUUGGCAUCAUAACUAGCCCUACCAAUUUGUGUGGAGGCUUUAUGAGACAUAUCAGUGGGAGGAACGGGCUUUGAAGAUGUAUCAGUGCAAGGACCAGGUGCAGGCAAAUCAAUAGUGCUCUCAGUAAAUUCGUCUUUGCAUUGACAGUCCGAUUGUUUAAAUGUUUCUGUAUUAUUUUUUCUUUUCCUUUUGUUACAAUUUUUACAAAUUUUGUGGAGCUGGUUACGCUUCAGCUUCCUUUUAGACACCAAAGAGCAGUCAGAAUCCAUUCCGGAUUCGUUGGAGAUUGUGACAAAUGCAACCGCGGGGGGCGCUGUGCCCCCCGGGUCCGGAGGCUCGUUCAUAUAAAUAUAAAAAACUUACCCCAACUCGAAGAAAAAAAGAAUAAAAUACAAAAAAAUUUAAAUAAUAAUAAAAAUUACAAAUAUAUACAAGUUUUAACUAUUCUGAUCACUUAAUAGAUUAAAAAAAAAUAUUUUUCAACAAAUUCAAACAAAAACCGCGCCCGCCAAAUUCAAAGGUUUCCCGCGUUUUUCCAACCAAAAAGUCUCAAUUGCAUUUAUAAACGCAGUUGUUAACAAAACGCUAGCAAAUACGGCCGUUGUCAGCUGACUGACAAAAGCAGCGCAUGCGCAAUGUAGGCGUGAGGUGAUGGUUUCCUUAUUAGAUAUAAAAUAAUUAAUAAUUGGGAAUUAAAUUGUUUUUAUGAUCGAACAAUGACCAAUAGUCGUCGAGCAGACGAUAAUUGAUCAAAAUUAAUUAAUCUGAGCGAUAGAAAAAAAAUCUAGUAAAGGGGGCCAACUUAAGGGUGAUCAUUUGUUUAAUAAUUAUAAAUAAAUAAAAGACGAACAAACAAUUUUUACAUUCGAACAUUAACGAACAAACGAUGAACAAAUAAUUAAAAAUAAAAAAAUCCGUAAAUCAAAAAAAAGGAGGCCAAAUUCAGUGAGCCGAGUAUUACUUAUCUGUAAGUAGUUGACAUAGCACAAAUAUUAAGUGUAUAAUCUAUGGACAUAGACUGCACUAAUUUAUUUAAUUGAUGUGAAUUUUGCUGUGAAAAAUAUGGUUGAUGUUUUUGAUAAAUUUCCGUUUGAUUUUUAGUACCUACCAUUAAUGAUGGAAUUCACAAGUCUAAUAAUACCUUUGUCAAAAAACAUAUGUCGGACUUGCUUAACAGAAUCUGAUUCUACAAUGUUUAUGAAUGUUCAGGACUUAGUAGAACACGAAAUGAGUAAGGUUAAACUGAUCGAUGUUUUAGUUUUCCUGAACUGUUUAGAGAAUAAUGACGAAGAGAAUUGGCCACAAGGAAUAUGUUCGUCGUGUGUUUCUACAGCUUUGCAUUCCUACAAUUUCAAAUUAAACUGUCUAAAAGCUAAUGCAACCUUAUCUCAAAUGCUUAUGAUGCAAUCUCUGACUAAUCUUCACAGGACUGAAAUAGAAAAUAUUGAUAUUAAUGUUGUUUAUCAAGAUCAUGAAUAUGAUAUUCCACUUUUCAAUAACCAUGCUUCAUUAGACUUUGAACCAUUCUCAUCUAAAGAGUUAACGCCUUUACCUCCUGUUACUGUAAUUAAAUCAACUGAACAACCGCCUAAAAAAGAAAGUGAAAAAAAAUACACAUGUACAGUUUGCUCUAAGUCAUUUACAAGAAUAUAUGGUUUAAGGUAUCACAUGACUAAGCAUGCUAAUGUGAAAAGCUUCUUGUGUUCCAAAUGUGGCAAAACAUUUCACAACUCUGGAUGCUUACGCCAACAUCUCUUGAGCCACAGAGAUAUUGCUCAGUUCAAAUGUGGUUUUUGCAACAAAACCUAUAAAUCAAGGCAGUCAUUGAAAGAGCACUUUCGAGUCGCUCAUUCGAGCAACAGUAAACUGUUUGUAUGUGUUACAUGUGGAAAACGAUUUACAGCAAAAUCAACUCUAGUCAUGCACAUGAAAAGUCAUACUGGAGUAAAACAGUUUGCUUGCCCUAGUUGCCCUAAAGCUUACACCAGAGCUAUUUAUUUACGGGAACAUAGCAUAGUUCAUACUGGCCAACAGAGACCAAAACCAUUUAAAUGUUCCAAUAAAGACUGUGAAAGAAGCUUUGCCACCAAACAUUCAUUGUUGGUGCAUUUUGCACACACUCACACGACAGAGAGACAGCACAAAUGCACAACUUGUUUCAAAGGUUUUGCAACAGCCUCAGGCUUAAAAAUGCAUAUGGAAUCUCAUGCCACUGUGGAGCUCCAUUGCAAUAUAUGCGGGAAGAAACUGUCAAAUAAAAGAGUUCUUCAAAAACAUAUAAAAACUCAUAAUGUUGAUGCCAAUGACAUGAUAUUGGAAACUGUUGUUGAUAAUACUUUCUUCGAACAAGUAUUUGAUGCAAAUAUGUAAAUUACUAUCUAGAAUUUAAAAAACUAAAGAAAAUAAAGCAUUUGUGAUUUGAAA
Molecule: messenger RNA, 3871 nt
Organism: Bombyx mori (domestic silkworm)
Lineage: Eukaryota; Metazoa; Arthropoda; Insecta; Lepidoptera; Bombycidae
Product: gastrula zinc finger protein XlCGF57.1
Exons: 2
Coding region: 2561-3817 (418 amino acids)
Biological process (GO): regulation of transcription by RNA polymerase II
Cellular component (GO): chromosome; nucleus
Molecular function (GO): zinc ion binding; chromatin insulator sequence binding
Source: RefSeq, a predicted model, not a curated record